Messenger RNA from Salvelinus namaycush (lake trout), 985 nucleotides. It is a transcript of the gene gng12b, whose product is annotated as guanine nucleotide-binding protein G(I)/G(S)/G(O) subunit gamma-12. Gene Ontology annotation, molecular function: G-protein beta-subunit binding. Gene Ontology annotation, cellular component: heterotrimeric G-protein complex. The record is from RefSeq and is a predicted model, not a curated record. Bases 7 to 225 code for a protein of 72 amino acids. The transcript has 2 exons. Gene Ontology annotation, biological process: G protein-coupled receptor signaling pathway. Lineage: Eukaryota; Metazoa; Chordata; Actinopteri; Salmoniformes; Salmonidae.
ACCAUCAUGUCUUCAAAGAUGCAGAGUUCCAAUAACAUAGCCCAUGCCAGGAGGACAGUCCAGCAGCUGAGAAUAGAGGCCAGCAUUGAGAGGAUUAAGGUGUCCAAGGCCUCAGCAGACCUGAUGCACUAUUGUGGAGAACAUGCUAAAUACGACCCUCUACUCAUGGGCAUCCCAGCCUCUGAAAACCCCUUCAAAGACAAGAAGCCGUGCACUAUAUUAUAGUAGCGGGACAGCUGAAAUUUCUUUGCUUUUUUAUUUGUAUAUUAUUUUAUAGAGAGAAAUAUGACAUUAAUACCGGUACACUAUUUGCCUUAAGGCCAGCCCAGCCCCACUCCCCCUAUUUCCUUGUGCUUUCGGUUGAUUCCCAAAUGUUAUCCUAGGGCCCAUAGGGCUCUGGUAAAAAAAUGGUGCACUAUAUAGGGAAUAGGGUGCCAUUUUUGGACUCUUAUAAACAAGUGCCAUUUUGGUAGGAUCAGAAUCAUUGGUGUGCUCUCUCUUCAUCAGAUACAACUAAGACCAAAUAGCACCAUGAGCCAAAAUGUAACAGGUCAUUGGUAACCCAGAAACAAUGUUUUAGUUUAGUUCAAUCAGUCAUGAAAGAAUGAAAGCUCAUUCUGAGGCUCCUCUCAACAGAGACUGGUGUUCUUUUAGAUUGUUAUCUCAUGUUAUGCAGACUAAAUACUAGCUUGGUUUAAACUAGGUGUUCCCAACUCUGUAAUGUUCACAUCAGCCAGAGCAUAAAUAAUGCCAAUGGCCCAAAAGUAUAAAGCAUUGCACUUGCACCACACUCUAGUUAAACCUUUCAGCUCCUGAUUGCGUCAUCAGUCCCCACACAGUAGCUUCUUUGGGAAACAAUCAGUCUAGUUUGUAUAUUACUGAUAAGCCUGUAAUAACCCCAUGAUGUAAAUCACCCAGUCCCAUGACACAGGAGGACUCUAAAACCAGUGCUGAUGGGCUGGUAAGCUAUGUCUGUGUCCCAAAU